AUGUUCAACUCCAGCACCACCUCCCUGGGCAGCAACUGCAGCCACAGCACAGCCAUAACCAGGACGGUCAUUCCCCUGCUCUACUGCUUAAUUUUCAUAGCAGGGCUCUUGCUGAAUGGUGUGGCAGCCUGGAUCUUCCUCUACGUUGCCAGCAAAAAGAGCUUUAUUGUCUAUCUCAAAAACAUCGUCGUUGCUGAUCUCCUCAUGAGCUUAACGUUUCCGUUCAAAAUUCUGGCCGAUUCAGAAAUCGCCCCUCCGCAGCUCAACACAUUUGUGUGCAGAUAUUCCGCUGUUGUUUUCUACACAAACAUGUACAUUGGGAUAACAUUUUUUGGCCUCAUAGGUUUUGACAGAUACUACAAAAUCGUAAAGCCUUUAUUCACCUCCUUUGUUCACACAGUUAACUACAGUAAGGUGGUCUCUAUAAUUAUAUGGGUUUUGUUAAUGCUUAUAUCAUUUCCAAAUAUGAUUUUAACUAAUGAAAUCACUAAAGAGAGUUAUUCCAGAAAAUGCAUAGGCCUUAAAAGUGAGCUUGGCAGACAGUGGCACAAGGUGUCAAGCUAUAUUUGCACAGGGAUUUUUUGGGUUGUUUUCCUUCUGCUAAUCAUUUUUUACACUUCUAUAUCAAAAAAAAUAUAUAGCUCCUAUAAAAAGUUCAGAAGGAACUCAGAUGUGACCAAGAGAAAAACCAGCCGUAAUAUAUUCAGCAUCAUGUUUGUGUUUGUCAUUUGCUUUGUACCCUACCACCUCUGCAGAAUCCCGUACACGCUGAGCCAGACCAGCUCGCAGUUCAACUGCCAGUCAAAGAAAACCCUGUUCUACGCCAAGGAGUUCACCCUUGUGCUGUCUGCCGCAAACGUCUGCCUUGACCCCGUUAUUUAUUUCUUCCUCUGCCUGCCCUUUAAAGAAAAGCUGUAUCAAAAACUGCACCUCAAGCUCAAAACUUCAAGCGAGGUUGAAAUUUCUAAAUCCAGAAGAUCAAAUACACUUCGGCAAAGUAUAAACGUAGUGUAG
Mesitornis unicolor (brown roatelo) is the source of this 1014-nucleotide messenger RNA. It is a transcript of the gene P2RY14, whose product is annotated as purinergic receptor P2Y, G-protein coupled, 14. The transcript has a single exon. Lineage: Eukaryota; Metazoa; Chordata; Aves; Mesitornithiformes; Mesitornithidae. Gene Ontology annotation, molecular function: G protein-coupled purinergic nucleotide receptor activity. The coding region runs from base 1 to 1014 and encodes 337 amino acids. The record is from RefSeq and is a predicted model, not a curated record. Gene Ontology annotation, cellular component: membrane. Gene Ontology annotation, biological process: G protein-coupled receptor signaling pathway.